AAUGAGGCUGUUACAUGUAAUUGGGUUUUCUUUGCUUUUUAUCAUUGGAUCUACCUUUGCAAUGGAUGAUACAUUAAGAAAUGUACUACAGGAGUUACAAAGUUUGAAAAAGACAGUUGCUGAACAAGGGCAGAUAAUUCAGUCUCUGCAGACGACCUUAGAUUCAGUGACGGAACAAUUAGAAAAACAGCAAAAAGAAAAUGAACUAUUAAAAGUCGAGCUGAGUGCAGUAAAAGAGAAGAUAAACUGGCAACAGAAUGAGAUUUCAAAAACAAAUCAAGGAACCACCCAUGAUGCUAAAAUCUUGAAGGCAACAAACCAGAAUGAAACACGUGCUGCACAAAAAAUUUUCAGGGAGAAAAGACUUUCAGGGCAAUUGAUGCAUCUUAGAAGGAAACGAUUAAUUUCUCCGUCACUCGAAAUCGGAUUUACAGCAGCCAGACAUAGUGGUCAUACUGUUCAUCAACAUGGAAUUAUCGUUUUUGAUACGAUCAUAACUAACAUAGGUUCCGCCUAUAACCCAACGACUGGACUCUUCAAGGCACCAGUUGAGGGACUUUACGUCUUCUUUUUUGACAUUGAAUGUGCGAAAGACAACGGUGAUACUUACGCAGAGCUUGUGAGAGAUGGGGCUGGUUUAGGAAUUCAGACAUACUGCCAUGGCUUGGGAGAUUUUGAUAACAGUGGUACAUUAGGGGGGGAAAUCAUCACCAAACCCUCUCAAAGACUCUUCAAUGAUGAGAAAGUCUAUAGUAAGAAUGAGUGCUUUCCGACGAUGGUCAACCAGGCAGAAAUGAAACAUAUAAACGAUUCUACGUCAAGGCGACAGGGAGAAAAUUAA
Saccostrea cuccullata (small rock oyster) is the source of this 841-nucleotide messenger RNA. RefSeq lists its product as uncharacterized. The transcript has 4 exons. Bases 2 to 841 code for a protein of 279 amino acids. The record is from RefSeq and is a predicted model, not a curated record. Gene Ontology annotation, molecular function: protein binding. NCBI's taxonomy places the organism in Eukaryota, Metazoa, Mollusca, Bivalvia, Ostreida, Ostreidae.